CGCGACGAUAGACAAAGGCCUGAGGAUCAAGUCCUAAUGCGGGCCUUGCGUGACUUUAAUAUUCCUAAAAUUGUUACGGAUGAUGUACCAGUGUUCAUGGGUCUAAUUGGAGAUCUGUUUCCUGCACUCGAUGUACCGCGGAAACGUAAUCCGGAAUUCGAAGCAGUUAUAAAACGGUCCGCUCUAGACUUAAAGCUGCAGCCAGAGGACGGAUUUAUUUUAAAAAUUGUUCAACUUGAAGAACUUUUUGCCGUACGUCAUUCUGUGUUUAUAAUCGGAUUCGCUGGAACAGGAAAAUCAGAAGUGUGGAAGACACUUAACAAGACAUACCAAAACCAGAAAAGAAAACCGCACUACAACGACCUUAACCCAAAAGCGGUUACUAAUGAUGAGCUCUUUGGUAUCGUCAAUCCAUCAACGCGUGAAUGGAAAGAUGGCCUUUUUUCUAUUCUAAUGAGAGACCAAGCGAACCUAGGUGGAACAGGCCCAAAAUGGAUUGUUCUUGACGGCGACAUUGAUCCUAUGUGGAUUGAGAGCCUAAAUACGGUGAUGGAUGAUAAUAAAGUUCUUACUCUGGCAAGCAACGAGCGCAUUGCUCUCACCAAGGAAAUGCGCUUGCUUUUUGAAAUCGCAUCUCUGCGCACGGCUACACCUGCUACUGUAUCAAGGGCAGGCAUACUAUAUAUAAAUCCACAGGAUCUGGGAUGGACCCCAUUCAUACAGUCAUGGCUUGGAACCCGCACAAAUUCUAGCGAAGUUUCAAUGCUCAACGUUCUCUUUGAUAAGUAUGUGCCGCCUCUCUUAGACAUAUUUCGAACCCGGCUUAGGUCGAUAACUCCCAUAUCGGAUAUAGCACGUUUGCAAAUGACUUGCUACUUGCUAGAUAGCAUGUUAACUCCCCAGAACGUACCGAAUGAUUGCCCAAAAGACUGGUAUGAGAUUUACUUUGUAUUCUGCAUCGUAUGGGGCUUCGGCUCAUCGCUAUUUCAGGAUCAAAUUAUAGACUGGCGUAAUGAAUUCAGCAAAUGGUUCCUAAACGAAUAUAAAGCUGUAAAGUUCCCUGUAUCAGGGACAAUAUUCUCAUUUUACAUAGACCAUGAGACAAAGAAAUUUUUCCCAUGGACAAAUCUUGUACCACAAUUUGAGUUGGAUAUGGAUUUACCUUUACAGUCAAAUUUAGUGAACACGGCUGAGACCACUCGUUUGCGAUUUUUUAUGGAUACUCUUAUAGAAGCCGAUCAUCCACUAAUGUUGAUCGGACCCUCAGGAUCGGGUAAGACCAUCCUAAUGAACGCAAAGCUAAGUGCCUUACCUUCUGAUAAGUACUCUGUUACAAAUGUUCCUUUCAAUUUCUAUACCACUUCCGAGAUGUUGCAGCGUAUUCUUGAAAAGCCUCUGGAAAAAAAAGCAGGUAGGAACUACGGACCCAUUGGAAACAAACGAAUGAUAUACUUUGUGGAUGAUAUGAACAUGCCGGAGGUAGACAAAUAUUUUACAGUUCAGCCCCAUACGUUGAUUAGGCAAUUUAUGGACUAUCACCACUGGUACGACCGGCAAAAAAUGACAUUACGUGACAUACAUAAAUGUAAUAUUGUAGCGUGUAUGAACCCAUCAGCUGGGUCUUUUACCAUCGAUCCUCGUCUUCAGCGGCACUUUUGCUCAUUUGCAGUAAAGUAA
Messenger RNA from Drosophila sechellia, 1677 nucleotides. Its product is annotated as dynein beta chain, ciliary. Lineage: Eukaryota; Metazoa; Arthropoda; Insecta; Diptera; Drosophilidae. Gene Ontology annotation, biological process: microtubule-based movement. Gene Ontology annotation, molecular function: dynein light intermediate chain binding; dynein intermediate chain binding; ATP binding. The annotation marks the transcript as partial. Gene Ontology annotation, cellular component: dynein complex. The record is from RefSeq and is a predicted model, not a curated record. The transcript has a single exon.